AUGGUUGCCAAAACCACCGCUUCUCCACAACUCAUCAGCGCAGGAGGUCGCAAGAAGCCACAGGGGAUUCAUAAAAAGGCGCCCAAGAAACUUUGGGUUGUCAAGCUGCAGCGUAUUCCGUACGGAUUCUUCGAGCGAGAGCUGCUCGGAUAUUUCCGCCAGUUUGGAAAUGUUCUUAGAAUCCGUGUCGCCAGAAGCAGAAAGGUUUCAGAAGCCAGUAAAUUACACAUUAUCACAAAAUUAUUCAGACUGGGAACCACAAAGGCUGGGCGUACGUCGGAUUCGACGACAAAUCGGUUGCCGAAAUUGCCGCCGAAUCGAUGGAUGGAUAUCUGAUGUUCGAACAACGUAUCCGCUGCAAAAUGAUGAAGCCGACACUGAUUCCGAAGUCAAUGCUCAAAGGUCCGCUUCUCGUUAUGCCUCCAUCUCACAAGGGAAUCGCCAAAAAGGACGCUAUCGCCAGAAACAAAACCACCGGCAAAAACGACAAGAAGAACGCAGCAGCCCGCUUGAAUAACCUGGUUAAGCACUUGGAAAAUUUGAAGAACAUGGGAAUUGAGUACGAUUUUCCGAUUGGAGGCGCUGCUCAGAAAACUCCGGUCAGGAAGAUCGUCGAUGACGAUGUUCAGGUCAUUGCCACGCCGAAGAAGUCAGCUACCCCGAAAGCGAUCACUCCGAAGGCGACCCCACAAGUUACUCCAAAUCAAAAGUAAACUUGAUUUGAUUUUUAUCAUGUUUUGUAUUUAUUAAUGUAAUUUUCAGGCAGCCAGCCACGACAAAAGCUGCUACUCCAAAGCCUGCUACUCCGAAGGCUGCCACCCCAAAAGUUGCUACUCCGAAGCAAAAGUGAGCGAAUUUCUUGUUGAUUUUUGUUCUUUCACUAACAAUUUUCAGUAAGCCAACUUCACCGAAGGCUCCAACUCCGAAGCCAGAAACUACGAAGGCUCAGCCACCGGCCAAAACUCCGAGAGCUUCUGCUCUGAAGAAGGCCGCCGCAACCGCUUCGACGCCGGUGAUCGGUAAGAAGGUUGUAAUCUCGGAGGCGGUCAAGACUCCGCAGACAGAGAAGAUCAAGAAGGUGGAGAACACGCCAAAGUUUUCGCCAAAAACUCGCGCCGCAAAGGCUGCUGCUGCUGGAACUCCAAUCGUCAAGUCCACUCUUUCGAAGGUACAAAAAGCCGAUUCAUUUGAAAACCAAUAAGUAAUUUCCAGACAAUCCUGAAGUCAGUGGCCGCCAGUGCGCGUCCAGCUGUUGUGGAGAAGAAGCCGGUGAGGGCUGGACGUGGAAAGAAGAAGAGCCUUUAA
Molecule: messenger RNA, 1305 nt
Organism: Caenorhabditis sp. 36 PRJEB53466
Lineage: Eukaryota; Metazoa; Nematoda; Chromadorea; Rhabditida; Rhabditidae
Source: the annotation of a GenBank genome assembly